This is a messenger RNA of Ochotona princeps (American pika), 1054 nucleotides long. It is a transcript of the gene YKT6, whose product is annotated as YKT6 v-SNARE homolog. The transcript has 7 exons. The record is from RefSeq and is a predicted model, not a curated record. Gene Ontology annotation, biological process: endoplasmic reticulum to Golgi vesicle-mediated transport. NCBI's taxonomy places the organism in Eukaryota, Metazoa, Chordata, Mammalia, Lagomorpha, Ochotonidae. Gene Ontology annotation, cellular component: Golgi apparatus. Gene Ontology annotation, molecular function: SNAP receptor activity. The coding region runs from base 135 to 731 and encodes 198 amino acids.
CUGAUCCCGGAGGCGGAAGCGGCGGCGACGGCUCGGUCAGCAGCUGGCCGCGGUGGGCGGCGGGCAGGCCGGGGGCGGGCAGGCCGGGGGCGGCCGCGCGGCUCCGUGGGAGCCGGCCCUGCGGCCGUGCCGCCAUGAAGCUGUACAGCCUCAGCGUCCUGUACAAAGGCGCUCCUAAGGUGGUGCUGCUCAAAGCUGCGUACGACGUGUCCUCCUUCAGUUUCUUCCAGAGGUCCAGUGUUCAGGAAUUCAUGACCUUCACGAGUCAGCUGAUUGUGGAGCGCUCAGCCCCAGGCAGCAGAGCUUCCGUCAAGGAACAAGAGUACCUGUGUCAUGUCUAUGUGCGGAGUGACAGUCUUGCGGGGGUGGUCAUUGCUGACAGUGAGUACCCGUCUCGGGUAGCCUUCACCUUGCUGGAGAAGGUACUGGAUGAAUUCUCCAAGGAGGUCGAGAGGAUCCAAUGGCCGGUGGGGUCCCCUGCCACAAUAGAAUAUGAAGCGCUGGAUGCUUACCUGAGCAAAUACCAGAAUCCUCGAGAAGCAGACCCCAUGACCAAGGUGCAAGCUGAACUCGAUGAGACCAAAAUCAUUCUGCACAACACCAUGGAAUCCCUGCUGGAGCGAGGCGAGAAGCUCGAUGACCUAGUGUCCAAGUCAGAAGUGCUGGGAACACAGUCCAAGGCCUUCUACAAAACUGCCCGGAAGCAGAAUUCGUGCUGUGCAAUCAUGUGACACAGCACGUGGCCGUGCUGGACCCCGCCUUCAGCACGUCAGGAACACAGCCCGGAUGGGACAAGACGCCCUUGGAGAGGCUGCGGCACGGCAGCCUGGCCAUUGUUUUUCUGGAGUUUCCAGAAGGACCCAAGGGAAGGUGGAAGGGUGGGAAAUAUUCAUUCACAUGACUGGUGGGUUUUUUCUGUGGGGGGGAGAAUUGAGGUCCUUCAUGGUGUAUUUUGGGCAAAUGAAACCAUAAACUGAGUGGUUCCUGCAGAUCCUGAAGGGCUGGUUCUCAGCUGCCCAUGACAUCCAGGGCCAGCUCUUGUUUGAUCCGGGAA